Molecule: messenger RNA, 2473 nt
Organism: Anopheles gambiae (African malaria mosquito)
Lineage: Eukaryota; Metazoa; Arthropoda; Insecta; Diptera; Culicidae
Product: chorion peroxidase-like
Exons: 7
Coding region: 278-2425 (715 amino acids)
Biological process (GO): response to oxidative stress
Molecular function (GO): peroxidase activity; heme binding
Source: RefSeq, a predicted model, not a curated record
UGCGUUGGGUUUUGCGCCAGUAGCGUCGAUAGCAAAGAACGUUAGACCAAAUGUUUGUUUGCGUACGAAAAACCGUUGGAAUGCAAACAAUAACGUGGUAUAGUUGUUGUGUAAUUUUGGUUUUUUCCUCUUUGUCUUCCACGGUCAAAAUAGUACCUUUUUGGUGCUGAUACUGUUGCAGCGCAAACCACCACAGGUUAAAAUACGUAACAUAUACAUACAAACAUCACGUAUGUGUAAGAGACAAAUGUAGUUUUUUAGUGGCAGUUUCUUAUAAAUGGAACCAUCGCUAAGGUAUGCGUUUAAUUGCAGCCCAACAAACGGGAGGAUGGUGCAUUAUUUUUUUAGGCAACGAUGGAUUGCUUUCCCACUGUGGAUCUGUACAGUGCUGCAGUUGCUACGAGUGGUUGAAGUUGAGUGUGCCUCUUACCGUCUGGAAGAUCAACCGAUGACAUAUGAAUCGUACGACAUGCAGUGCGGCUAUCAAAGCAAAUGUUGCAGCGAUAAUAGUUGUCCUUCACUGGACGGGCUCGACAGUUUGGAGCGAAAGGCGCGUAGGAAAGCAAUAUUGGAGCUGCUUAACAACGAAGCCACAGUGAAUGAUCCUCGUUUUCUGAUGGAUGGUACGGACUUUGAUGUAAGGUUUUUUAACACCAUAGCAAUCCAACCCUCGGAGCAGCUGGGAGUGCGAGAUACGCUAACCACGCAAAAAGUGCUGGAAGUAUUGUCCAAACGGAGCAGCCGCUGUCAGAUGCGCAACUUGCUCGAUGGAAAGUGCUACUCGAACGUAACGCUCUCCUGCUGCAAAGCUGUCGAAGAACCUUGCUGUGAUCCGCACUAUCCCUAUCGAAGCUACGAUGGAAGCUGCAAUAACCUGGACCAUCCGCGCUGGGGAAUGCGUGGCACCGCUCUGAAACAUCCCAUCGCGCCGUGCUUCAAUGAUGUGGUGUCGCAACCGGCCCGCAGUAGGUCGGGUGCUCCAUUGCCCCAGAAUCGGAAACUUAUAGCCGAGCUGGCAGUGAUGCUCAAAGAGCGGGAGAUUAGCACCACUGCCGAGCUGAACAUGUGCUCCGUGUUUUUGAGUGAGUUCUUCACCCUGGACAUGAUUGGCCGAUCGACCAAGCGCACCAAACGGAGGACGGAUGGUUUCCGCGGUUGCCGUGCCGAUGGUCAUGAUCGGAGUCCAUUCGUAACGCCACUCUCCAAUCCACUGCUCGUUUCACCCAACGAUCCGUACUACGGGCCUAUCGGAGUGCGCUGUCUUAACUUUAGUCCGCAGGAAAGGGCAAACGAUCGGUGCGAGCUGAAACAUAUGGCCGAUCGUAAUUUGCAGAGCAGCUAUUUCGAUCUUUCCAAUCUGUACACCGAGCAAGCGACGUACGAUAAGGACGGUAAGCUGCUGCUGCAGCAGUGUGGAGCGCCCGAGACCAUAACGAACCGGAGACCGAUGUCGGUGCAGUUUUUCGCCGUUGCCGGUUUGUUUGCAAAGUUGCACAAUUACUGCGUGGAUCGGGCACCGCUGAAGGGUAGCGGGCCGGUCGAAGAACGGUGCCGUGCGUUUACGAUCGGCGUGUAUCAGAAGAUCAUUUACGAGCAGCUGUUACUGGUACUGUUUGGUGAAGAGUUUUACAGUGAGUGCGAUUUUAGCUGCGAAUACAAUCCGGACGAGGAGUGUGCCGUCUCGCAGGUGUACAAGCAUGGUCCGGGACGUUUCCAGCAUGUGUGGAUAGGCGAAACGAUGCUUUACAAACCGGCUCGUGGGGAGGCGGAGUGGCGAUCGUUUAACGAUUUCUUCCACAAUUAUGAAUCGUUCGAUUGUUUGGGUGCGCUGGCCGGUUCGCUGGACACGCCGAUCAACGUUGGAAAUCUCGCCAGUGCGAGCGUGGACAAGUUCGUUACGGUGGAUGGAUAUCGUGGCACUAGUCUACCAUGCAUCGAUCUGGCACGUAAUCGUGAUGCCGGGCUGUGUCCGCUGGUUACCUACAAACACCACGUGGAGCAACUGUUCGGAGAGGAGAGCCGAUGUUACAGCACGUUCGAGGAUCUGAGCGAUAUCUUUGCACCAGACGUGAUUGAAUUCUUCUCCCGGCAGUAUGAGCAUCCGGACGAUAUCGAUGUACUGUUUGCGAACAUGGACCAACGAUUCCAUCCCGGUGCUAACCUGCCAAAGAUGGUCGCUCAAUUGACGUGCCUUGAGAUGAAGCGUCUAAAGUGCACGGAUCGGUUCUUCUACACGUGGAAUCCAAAUCUAGGCGAAGGAGCGCGACAACUUAUAGAAGCGAUGGACUUUACAGUGCUAUUGGCUCUGGUGACCGAAAUGGAGGAAGUUCCAUUGCAACCGUUUUUCGUCAGCAGCCCGACUGUUGCAUCGUGUGAUGUGCGAGGCUACAUGCAAUCAUUAGACCAUCUUUUCUCCGAUCUAUAAUACAACUGAAAGUUAUUAAUAAGUAAAUCAUUUUUUCUUGAAUAAGUG